This is a messenger RNA of Mercenaria mercenaria, 5233 nucleotides long. RefSeq names its product phosphatidylglycerophosphatase and protein-tyrosine phosphatase 1-like. Gene Ontology annotation, molecular function: phosphatidylglycerophosphatase activity; phosphatidylinositol-4,5-bisphosphate 5-phosphatase activity; protein tyrosine/serine/threonine phosphatase activity. The transcript is spliced from 5 exons. The record is from RefSeq and is a predicted model, not a curated record. Gene Ontology annotation, biological process: protein dephosphorylation. The coding region runs from base 456 to 1013 and encodes 185 amino acids. Lineage: Eukaryota; Metazoa; Mollusca; Bivalvia; Venerida; Veneridae.
AUAAACUUUUUUUCAGUAUGAUUGCUACGGAUUUGCGAAGAAUGGAGGAAACAGAAAUUGAUGCAUUGUAAUAAGCAGCUGUGGGUGAUGCAGCAGUUACAGUCAAUACAGAUCUUCCGGCCGAGGUUGUGCAGGUCCCUACCCUGGAACAAUUCAGACAGGGGAUAAAACCAAUCAAAAUGACAUAGAGGCUGCAUUCAGAAAGUCUACAGAAAGGCUAAGGAUUGCUGAUGAUAAGUAGUCAGUUGGAGUCGGUGUCAAAAAUCAAGCAAAGUGUUGAAAAAAACUGAAAAUGUUUCAUGACUUGUAUUAGUUAAAAGAGUGUGAUAAGAGCAUGACAUUUAGCAAAAAGAAGUGUUGAAAACUUUGUUGUAAGGUAUAGCUUGAAGAAAAAAAACAUCAGGAAGGGUGAAAAGACAUUUUAAAGAGUUUUUCACAUCUUCGCAAAGAUCAAUAUGAGUCUGAUGAAUAAGUUUGCCUUCUAUCCAACACUGUUCUACAAUGUGAUCAUGACGAAAGUGUCCAGUCGUAAAUGGUAUGACCGGAUUGAUGAGACCGUUCUGCUCGGAGCUCUCCCAUUCCGAGGAAUGACAAAAUGGUUUGUAGAGGAAGAGAAUGUAAAAGGAGUGGUAACACUGAAUGAAGAUUGGGAACUGGAACAAUUCUGUAAUACUGAGGAGGAAUGGAAGAAGGUUGGUGUAAGACAGCUGAAGGUUCCUACAGUUGAUUUUACAGCCAGUCCUAGUCAAAAUGACAUCAGAAAGGCAGUGGCAUUUAUAGAGGAUUACCGUAACAAUGAUAUAGGAAGUGUGUACGUACACUGCAAGGCUGGGAGAACUCGAAGUGCAACUGUUGUGGCAUGUUAUCUAGUCAAAAUUCAUGGAUGGUCUCCAGAAAAGGCAGUUGAGUUUAUCCAGGAGAAAAGACCUCAUAUAUGGCUAAGAGAUAAACAGCUAGAUUCUAUACAGCAGUUCUGGAAAGCAUGCAACAAGGAUAUACCUUCUGGGGCUUAGUCUAUGUGCAAUAUUAACACUUGUUAGAUCUAAAUAAUUAUAGAAUCAAGAUCUCAUUCACAUAUUUGUUAACAGGACACUCAGUUAAUUUGUUUUUAGAACAGUUAGUUGAUAUUAAUGUUUAUUUGGGGGGGGGGGGGUAGGUCAAUAUUUAGAUUAAGAUCAGUAUUAAAAUAAGUUCUUUAUUACAAAUUUUGAGUCUGUCUUCAGAAUCCUUUUAAUAUUAAUAAAAUUAUGUUUCAGACAUUUUGAGCUUCCAGAAUUUUGAAAAAAAAUCAGGUGCAUUAUAUUUUUCAUAGGGGUUAUGUAUAAAACUUGAAAAUCUCCUGGUAACCUGAAGGGGGAAGCCAUAGCAGAUUGAUUAAGGUUACUAACUGAAUCAUUUGCCACUUGAAACUUCUUAUGAGAUGCAGAAUUCUUUUAUGUGAGGAAGCCAUCUAGCUAACUAACGGAAGGUUGUAGUUAUACCUGGGUGCCUGCCCUUGCCUUAAAUAGUGCUUGGUGGGGCACUUGGUGUCUUCACCAACAAAAGCUGGAAAGUUCAGAUAUGACCUAAAUUAUGUGGGUUUAAGGUAAAACUCAACAAAACAAACAAACAAACCAGUUAAUCUGAAAGGGACAUAUAAGUUGGUAAUAAAACCAGAUUUUGUUUUAAUUUCACCAAUAUGGAAUGUUGUAGGCAUUUUCCUUUACAAAAUAAAAUCUGAGUACAUUUUUCAACUCUUUUUGAUUUUUUUUGAGUUACGUCCUUGAAGAGUUCAGUUAGGGAAUAUGUGCGUGAAAUGAUCUGAAUUUAAAAGGUAUACUAAGAUAAAAAUUUCACUCUUGAAAAUAUGAACAAUUACUACAUAACAUUAAGAAGUUUAUUUCUAUUUGUAUUUGUAACAGUACUAUGCAAUAUGUUUAAAACAGGGCACAUCUAAGGUAGUCCUAUGUAUGUCUAUUACCAGUAAAAAAGCUGGUAGUUAAUAUUCUAACAAACUGCUGUUACUGCAUGACAUUUAGCUAUAAGAGUAUUGUUUGAAAGCAUAGGAUGCAUUCAAGCAAAAUGAUAUAUAAAGUUAAAUUGGAUUUAAUGAGGAUAUUCUACAUUAGAAAUAAGUAUCUAAAGAUAAAAUAUUUCAGUAUAUUAUGGGCAUCUGGUAUCUGUAAUAGCAGUUUGAAUACAAGGUUUAGUGACAGUGGCCAAUAGAAAAAAAAACAGAAAAAAGCUAAAUUGUGUGUUUGUAUAAGAUCUAUUUGUAUGUUCUGAACUUGACCUCAUAUAAUUAGCAGCAAAAAUGCUAUUGUUUAGAACAUGUUAAAAUGUUCAUGCUGAGUUGUGCAAGUGCUAUUUAUUUGCUUAAAUGCUUGUUUGUAAGUUACUAUAUAAACAUUUCUGUCUCAGGUGUUGAGAAAAGUGCUGGUGUUCACUGUUCAGGUCCAGUAUUUUUGAGUCUUGUAAGAUCUAUAGCUUUGAAAUGUUGUUUAUUUGUUUAUUAUAGUCCGCAAAAUGUUGAUAUAUAUUUGAUAAGUCAUGAAAAGAUAAAUUGAUUGAAUUCCUUUUUCUUUGCAAGGACAUGAUUAUAAAAUGGAAGCAAAGUUCUACUUUGGUUAAAAUCCACAAAUUGUUGGCAGUUAUGGCCCAUUUUCAACUUGAAAGUUUUGUUGUUCAUUCAUAACUCUUGAACCGAUGAAUGGAGUGUCAGUACACAGUAUGUUAAUAAAAUGCAGGCUAAGUUCUAUUUUAGUUACAAACCCUAUUUGUUUGGUAGAAUAAUGGUCCUUUUCUGUACAGGAAGACAGUAUUAUGGGGGUAUUAUGUAGUCUGUUAGAAGGCUGAUAGUUGUAGUUGAUUAUAAUUGUGCUGGACUGAAUUGGCUAUUUGUUGUAGGAAAGUGUCUGUGCAUUUGCCAAGUGAACUGUUUCUUGAGCUUUGUCGGAUUGUUUAUAAAUUAUGCUGUUGUUUCUGUAUUUUAAUUGCUAAAAUACUCCAAAGAAAAUAUUAUGUUGUUUCUUCGACUUAAGCUACCAUUAGCUUUUGGCAUUUCCUGAGCACAAAGUGCUAAAUUGAGCAGUUGUGGUCACCCUGUUUGCAGCAUCAUUGUCAACAUUCUAUACUGUAGGGAUUACAAUUUUGACCAAAUCUGAAUGAAACUUUGUUUGAAAUGUACUCCUAAGUACAAUCUCGGACCAUUUUAUUACUCAGUCAUCUUGGUCCAAAUUCUAGGCCAAAAAAUCUUGUUAACUCUGUAGAGGGCUCAUUUUCUACUUGAUUUUUAUUAAACUUUUUCAGAAUGUUUAUCACUCUAAAAUCUAGUUAAAGGAUGAAACUAGGUUAGCUUAGAUAAAAAAAAUUGGUCAUUAUUCAUUGAAAGAAAUUACCCCUUAAGACAUCUCAAUUUCAGCCUAGCAUUCAUAAACUUUGUCAGACUGUUUGUAUCUGUUAAAUCUGCAUCAAAUUUUUAAGUGGAUUAACUGAGGUCACAGGUCUAUUCAAAGGAGACCUUUUUAACAGUCUAGAGCCCAUAUUUUUACCUGAUCUUUAUAGGAUUUUGGUAGAAUGUCACUGUAAAUUCUAGUGGAUUAUCUGAGGUAAAUAAAAAACAGGUUCACACUAUCAAACGAUAGAAAACUUUGCUAACAUUCUAGUGUCUACCUUUUCUACCUGAUUUUCUUAAGGUGUUAUCGGAAUGUUUGUUUAUUUAAAAUCUAGACUGAAUUGGAAACCUUGUUACCUAAGUUAAAAAAAAUCUAAGUCACUACACUAAAUGAGAGAAAAAUCUUGUUUGUACUUUUGAUACUUUACAGUGAUGUUUGUCUUCAUAAAAUCUGGUUUAAUGACAAAAGUGGGUUAACUGGGUUCAAAAACAUGUUACCAGAUUUAAAAUCUAGACUGAAUUGGAAACCUUGUUACCUAAGUUAAAAAAAAUCUAAGUCACUACACUAAAUGAGAGAAAAAUCUUGUUCGUACUUUUGAUACUUUACAGUGAUGUUUGUCUUCAUAAAAUCUGGUUUAAUGACAAAAGUGGGUUAACUGGGUUCAAAAACAUGUUACCAGAUCAGAUCAUAGAAAAAAGACUUGUUUACAUACUGGAGGACACAUUUUACACAGAUGAUCAUGAAAUCUUGCUGGAUUGUUUGUCUUCAUAAAAUUUAUGUUAAGUGUGAAACUGUGUUGCAAUGUCAAAUUCAUAGAAAAAAACUCGGUUAACUGUACAAACUGAUUUACAUACAUGUAAAACCUGGUCAGAAUGUCAAAUCAAAGAAAACCCCUGUGUGUGGAGGGGCUUCAUUUAUGACUGGAUAUUCGUGAAAUUUGAUCAGAAUGAUUUUCUUGGUGAAUUUUAGGUUAAGUUUGAAUCUUGGUCGUCUUGGGACAAACACUAGGUCACCUGGUCAAAUCAAAAAUAGUUCUUGUGUAUGCAAUAGGAGCUGCAUUUUUCACUUGAUGUGCAAGAAACUUGGUCAGAAUAGUUGUCUCCAUGAAAUGUCGGAUGAGUUUUAUCUAGGUCACGUAGGGUAAAAAACUAGGUCACCAGGUCAAAUAAAAAAGCUUGUUUACACUUUAGGCGCCACAUUUUGAUUCUGUCUUUAUAAUACUUGGUCAGAAUGUCUUUGGAUGAUUUCGAAUCUGGGUCACGUCGGGUCAAAAACUAGGUCACUAGGUCAAAUCAAUGGAAACGCUUGUUUACACUCUAGAUGCCACUAUUUUGCUCCAAUCAUUCCGAGCUGUUGUCUGAAUGUUUGUUCUCAUGAAAUUUUGGACGAGUUCUAAUCUAAUGUGGGGGUCACAAAUUAGGUCUUUAGGUCAAAUCAAAGUAAAUGCUUGUUUACACUCUAGAGGCCACAUUGUUGGUUCAAUCUUAAUGAAAAUUGGUCAGAAUAUUUAUCUCCAUGAAAUCACUAUGUCAAACAUGUUCACACUGUUAUGGUAUGUUACUCAGGUGAGCGACCUAGGGAUAUCUUGGCCGUACGUUUUGUUUUAAAACUCACACAACUCGACAUAAGUGAAAAAUUCGUUUUGUAAAAGUGGCAUAUUGCGUUAUGAUACAGACAUUCAAUUUUUUCCAUGUAAAACCCAAAAUCAAGCAAAAGGAGGAAGGGGACACUUUUGCAAUGUCACAGAGAGAGAGAGAAGACAUUUGUACAAGCAUUUGUACUAAUAUAAAGUUUUAUAUCAUUUUAUAUACGUUAACAUAGCUGAUGCACAAUCUGUUGAAAUAAAUGAAACAAAAGUC